Messenger RNA from Populus nigra (black poplar), 1779 nucleotides. Its product is annotated as wax ester synthase/diacylglycerol acyltransferase 4-like. Gene Ontology annotation, cellular component: plasma membrane. The record is from RefSeq and is a predicted model, not a curated record. Gene Ontology annotation, biological process: triglyceride biosynthetic process. Lineage: Eukaryota; Viridiplantae; Streptophyta; Magnoliopsida; Malpighiales; Salicaceae. Bases 124 to 1551 code for a protein of 475 amino acids. Gene Ontology annotation, molecular function: diacylglycerol O-acyltransferase activity; long-chain-alcohol O-fatty-acyltransferase activity. The transcript is spliced from 5 exons.
AUCUUAUUCAGUCCACAGGAUUAGUCUUUCAUUUUAUACUUUUGUUCUCCAUACUUUGCAAAGCAAUAUACUUCAGAACCCACAAGUGUAGCAAGAGAGAAAUCAUACAGGUACAAAUUAAUAAUGGAGAAUAUUGUACAAGAAGCAAUAUCAGCACCUGUCAGCCCAGCAGGCCAAUUUUUGAGCAACUCUGUCUUAUCACUCUCUGUUAUUGCUGUUUUGGAAACUGAAGUGCCUAUUGAUGACUCCCAGACCAUGUCUUUGCUUAAAAAUGUCUUCCUCCCUAUCAACCCACGUUUCUCCUCCAUCAUGGUUACAAAUGAAGAUGGAGAACAACGAUGGAAAAGGGUUGAAGUGAGGCUGGAAGACCACGUAACUGUUCCUGUUUUUGCCGCCGGAAUGUCAUCAGAAUUUUACGACAAAUGCCUUGAUGAUUAUCUAUCGAAGAUUGCAACGGAACAUUUACCACAAAGCAGACCGAUGUGGGAAAUUCACAUAAUAAAAUACCCCACAAGUCAUGCAGCUGGUAAUGUGAUAUUCAAGCUUCAUCACUCACUUGGUGAUGGUUUCUCUCUAAUGGGAGCUCUUCUUUCUUGUUUACAAAGAGCUGAUAAUCCUUCUCUUCCCUUGACAUUUCCUUCUACUCAAUCGCACACCAAUAAGGAUGGCAAAAACUUCAGCAUGUGCAGGACUGUUCAUAAAUUUUUCUCUACAGUUUACAACACCGCAUCAGAUUUUUCUUCGAGCAUUAUAAAGAGUUGUUUGAUUGAGGAUGACAAAACACCAAUCCGAUCUGGGCAACAUGGAGUGGAGUUUCUGCCUGCUGGCAUAGAAACAAUGACUUUCUCUCUCGAUCAUAUUAAGCAGAUCAAGAGCAAGCUUGGAGUGACACUAAAUGAUGUGAUUAGCGGGACAAUAUUCCUGGGGACAAGAUUAUACAUGGAAACAUUGAGCCCAGGAUCUGGCAAUGCAAACUCUACAUCAUUGGUGUUGCUAAACACGAGGAUGUUUGUAGGCUACAAGUCAAUCGAAGAAAUGGUGGAACCUAAUGCUGACUCGCCAUGGGGCAACCAUUUUGCGUUCUUGAAUAUACCUGUUCCCAAGUUAAGGGAUGCAUCUGGGGCUGAAAACCCUCUCCAGUUUGUAUUCAAAGCAAGACAAAUCAUAAGGAGGAAGAGGAUGAGCUCUUUUGCUGUUUACCUCACGGCAAAGUACCUUCAACUUGUUAGCAAGUUCAGAGGUGCGAAGGGAGCAUCUAAAUACAUCCACGGCACAAUGAAGAAUACAAGCAUGGGAAUCACGAAUGUCAUGGGACCGAUUGAACAGAUGGCCUUAGCUAACCAUCCAGUUAAAGGAUUAUACUUUGUGGUGACAGGGGCACCUCAGAGUCUGAUGGUAGGAGUAAUAAGUUAUGCGGGGAAGCUUAGAGUGGCUUUGCUGGUAGAGAAGGACUUCGUCGAUCCCCGGAAGCUCAAGCCACACAUAGAACAUGCAUUUGACAUGAUUUUCAAAGCUGCAUGCAGUCGCAGGACUUCUCCACCGGAAAAUUAAUCAUCGAAACAUGCCGGCAGUUUUGCGUUCUAAUUAACGCUUUCACCGUGUAUAUUUACACAAAUAGUCUCUCUUUAGCUUCCGAUGCAUGAAGGGUCAGGUGCCAUGGUGUCAAAUCACAAGCUCCAUUGUUCUGAAGCAUUCCUAGAUAUGUAAAAGGAUUACGACAAGGCAUGUGCACUUUUAUUUGGAGACCUAAAUUAUAUAAAUUUCCCCAUCUUCCCAACA